Molecule: messenger RNA, 459 nt
Organism: Geodia barretti
Lineage: Eukaryota; Metazoa; Porifera; Demospongiae; Tetractinellida; Geodiidae
Source: the annotation of a GenBank genome assembly
GUAGCCGAAACACUGCUGGAACGGGGACAAACCGUGUCCGUCGCCGAAGCCUGCACCAAUGGAUUGCUGGGGUACACCCUGGGAACCAUUCCCGGUGCGUCACGCUUCUUCCCCGGCGGUGUCAUCGCCUAUACCGGUGGAUUGAAAGAGAAAAUCCUCGGCGUACCAGACGAACUGUACGAAACCGCCGGCAGCGUGAGCCGUGAGAUGGCGAUCUCCAUGGCCCGCGGCGUCCUCGAACUGACCGGAACCGACUACGCCCUGUCCACCACCGGCGUCACCGGCCCGGCAGCCGGACGCAGCGGCCUGCCCAUCGGCACGUUCUGGGUUGGCAUGGCGGUGAAAGGCGGUGUCGACACUGCCAUCGAGAUACGCGUGGGCGGCGACCGCGACGAUACCAAGCACGGAGCAGUGCAGGCGGCCAUCAACCUGCUGGGCAAUCACCUGGCCACUGGCUAA